AUGAUCAGCCCACUUUUACUUUCUCUUUUUGCAACUGCAGCCAUUGGGGCUCCGCAGUCUGCCGAUUGUCGAUGUCGCCCUAGUGACAGCUGCUGGCCAUCCGCAAAAGAAUGGUCAUCAUUAAACAAGACCAUCCAUGGGAACCUGGUAGCAGUCCGUCCUGUGGCAUCGGUUUGUCACCAGCCCGAGUACAAUGCCGAUGCAUGCAGAGUCGUGACCGACAGUUGGACCGACUCUGUCUGGCGUUCCUCGCAACCAGGGGCUGGUCAAUGGGAGAAUUGGGAAGUCUGGCCGGAACGUAAUCAGUCGUGUCAUAUCGAGUCGCCCCAAAAUACCGCCUGCCAGCAAGGACGCAUCUCGCUAUAUUCCGCCAUAGCUCAGAGCGCGUCUGAUAUCCAACAUACUGUCCGAUUUGCUAGCACUCACAACCUGCGACUGGCUAUCAAGAAUACCGGGCAUGACUUCUUGGGACGCUCGACGGCCCCCAAGUCGCUGCAGAUUCUCACGCAUAACAUGAAGGACAUCAAGAUUGUGGACUGUUUUGUGCCCAAGGGAUCGUCGAAGAGUGAGGGUCCCGCGAUUACGAUCGGUGCUGGUGUACAGCUUCCGGAGAUAUAUGAAGCUGUAGCUCAGCACAAUCGCACGGUCAUCGGGGGCUCCUCGCACACUGUGGGUGCUGCUGGAGGAAUUCGAGGUGGUGACGGCCGACGUGGCGGUGGAACCUUCGGCGUGGUCACCAGCGUGACCCUGCGUACUUUUACGGAAGUACCAGUUGUCCUGUACAAUUUCAACAUUACUACUGCUGGGGGUGAUCCUCGCUUCUGGGAUGCAUUCGCCGAAUGGCACGCAGCACUCCCAUCCCUCAACGACGGUGGAGGUUCCGGCUAUUAUUUCGGUCUCCCGAAUAAUCCCAUCAGUGCGAGUAUCAGCGUGUCAACCAUUAUGUCCCUCAUGAUGUUCCCUGAAAAGAGCGACGUCGCCCAAAUCGACUCCUUAUAUCAACCGCUCGCCGCAAAGCUACGACAGAUCGGCGGCAUCCAGAUCGCAAAUGCAUCCAUUCCCUUCCCAACGAUGAAUUCCACCAUGUUCACUAUGUUCAUUGGUGGCCGAUCUGAUAGCACAGGAGGCAUUGCCAUGCUGGCAUCCCGUCUAUAUUCCAAAGAUCUCCUGACCUCUCAAGAUGGCCCCGGACGUCUGGCCAACGCCUUCAAGAGCAUCAAGUGGAAUCCCUUCACCGAAUUCAUCGGUCAUGUUGUGGCUGGUGGUGCUGUCGCUGCCAACGCUGACAAGGUUGACAGUGCUGUCAACCCGGCCUGGCGCAAGACCAUAUCGCAUCUGGUCUUCUCCCGAUCGUGGGCGGCUACUGCCACUCUGGCAGAGCUGACGGCGGUCAUCAAAAACAUGACUGAUGUGGAGAUCCCCAUUCUGCGGGCUGUCGAGGGCGAAGAUCAGAUGGGUGCGUAUAUGAAUGAGGCUAAUGGGUAUGAACCUGGCUUCCAGGCUGCAUUCUGGGUUGCCAAUUAUCCUCGUCUGUACAGAAUUAAGCAGAAGUGGGACCCUAAAGGUCUGUUCAUUUCUCGGAAGGGUGUUGGUAGUGAGGACUGGGAUGAUGCGGGUUUGUGUCGUAUUUGA
Messenger RNA from Penicillium daleae, 1632 nucleotides. RefSeq lists its product as uncharacterized. The coding region runs from base 1 to 1632 and encodes 543 amino acids. The transcript is spliced from 3 exons. The record is from RefSeq and is a predicted model, not a curated record. Lineage: Eukaryota; Fungi; Ascomycota; Eurotiomycetes; Eurotiales; Aspergillaceae. Gene Ontology annotation, molecular function: FAD binding; oxidoreductase activity.